AUGAAAAACGAGGUAAUUGACGACCCAACAAAUUUACAGCAAAAAGAAGCUCUGUGCAGUUUAGAAACGAAUAUCGUUGGAAAAAGCGAGCAAAAGACUAUAGUGAGGAAAAAGGAUUAUGAGCAUCCUGUCUUGAAGAAAGCGAAUUUGAACAAGAAGCGUUACAGAGGAGUGAGGCAGAGGCCGUGGGGUAAAUGGGCUGCAGAAAUCAGGGACCCAAAUAAGGGAGUUCGGGUUUGGCUAGGCACUUUCUCCACAGCAGAAGACGCAGGCAAAGCUUACGAUGAUACUGCUUUAAAAUUCAGGGGCAGGAGAGCCAAAUUGAACUUUCCAGAGAGAGCCUCCCUCCCCCACCAUAAGAAUAACAAUAAUGCUGGUGUGAACUCAAGUCAUAUAGAUGUUUCCGCUGGAUGCAGUGUCAAAAUUCCGGCCGCACCCUCAAUAUUAAGAGAUUCCUCUUUCACACCCACUUAUGAAAUGCAAUGCACAAGUGCAAUCCGACAGGCCGCCGAUUUUUCUGACUUGGUUUCUUCCUCACCAUCUUUGUUUCCAAUGGCCGACUUUUGUGAGAAUACGCAGGUCGUAGAUAAUGGUAAAAGUGAUUAUUAUCUUCCUUACGAUGCAGCUCGGCGCAAUACUGGCUUUACAAGGCAGCAGCAACAGCAGUUGGCUGCAUGGUUCAUCCAAAUCCAGCUAAGGAAAUAG
Messenger RNA from Cryptomeria japonica (Japanese cedar), 705 nucleotides. Its product is annotated as ethylene-responsive transcription factor ERF112-like. The record is from RefSeq and is a predicted model, not a curated record. Lineage: Eukaryota; Viridiplantae; Streptophyta; Pinopsida; Cupressales; Cupressaceae. Gene Ontology annotation, biological process: ethylene-activated signaling pathway; regulation of DNA-templated transcription. The coding region runs from base 1 to 705 and encodes 234 amino acids. Gene Ontology annotation, molecular function: DNA-binding transcription factor activity; DNA binding. The transcript has 2 exons.